Molecule: messenger RNA, 1611 nt
Organism: Alexandromys fortis (reed vole)
Lineage: Eukaryota; Metazoa; Chordata; Mammalia; Rodentia; Cricetidae
Gene: Bsg
Product: basigin (Ok blood group)
Exons: 7
Coding region: 16-1176 (386 amino acids)
Biological process (GO): axon guidance; homophilic cell-cell adhesion; dendrite self-avoidance
Cellular component (GO): plasma membrane; axon
Molecular function (GO): cell-cell adhesion mediator activity
Source: RefSeq, a predicted model, not a curated record
CUUGGAGGAGUCGACAUGGCGGCGGCAUUGCUGCUGGCGCUAGGCUUUGCGCUCCUGGGCGGCCAAGGUGCCUCUGCGGCGGCUGGCUUCCUCAAGGCGCCGCUUUCCCAGGAGCAGUGGGCGGGAGGCAGUGUGGUCCUGCACUGUGAGGCCGUGGGCAGCCCCAUCCCUGAGAUCCAGUGGUGGUUUGAAGGGAAUGAUGCCAACGACAGCUACUCCCAGCUCUGGGACGGCGCCUGGCUGGACCGCGUUCGCAUCCAUGCCACCUACCGCCAGCAUGCGGCCAGCACACUGUUUGUGGACGGGCUCACCGCAGAGGAUACAGGCACCUACGAGUGCCGGGCCAGCAGUGACCCUGACCGCAACCACCUGACCCAGCCACCCAGGGUCAAAUGGGUCCGUGCCCAAGCAAGCGUGGUGGUCCUUGAACCGGGCACCAUCGUAACCUCGGUCCAGGAUGCUGACUCCAAGACAUACCUUACCUGCGUUUUGAACAGCAGUAGCGUCGACGUGGUUGGCCACCGCUGGAUGAGAGAUGGCAAGGUGCUGCAGGAGGACACGCUGCCUGACCUGAAGAUGCAGUACAUCGUGGACACAAAUGACCGCUCUGGGUACUAUUCCUGCAUCUUCCUUCCCGAGCCCGUGGGCAGGGGUGACAUCCGUGUGGAGGGGCCACCUCGGAUCAAGGUGGGAAAGAAGUCAGAGCACUCCAGUGAGGGGGAGAACGUGAGGCUGGUCUGCAAGUCUGAGUCGUCCCACCCUCCUAUCACCGAGUGGACCUGGUUCAAGACCUCUGACUCUGGGGACCAGCUCAUCACCAAUGGCUCCGAGAGCAAGUACAUCGUGAUAUCCACAGCGGAGAAGACAGAGCUGACCAUCACCAACCUCGACAUCAGCAGCGACCCUGGCACCUACAUGUGUAACGCCACCAACGACCAGGGCAGCGUCCAGGAGAGGAUAACACUGCGCGUGCGUAGCCGCCUGGUCGCCCUCUGGCCCUUUCUGGGCAUCGUGGCCGAGGUCCUGGUGUUGGUCACCAUCAUCUUCAUUUAUGAGAAGCGACGGAAGCCAGACCAGACCCUGGACGAGGAUGACCCUGGUGCUGCUCCACUGAAGGGCAGCGGGCAUCACAUGAACGACAAGGACAAGAGUGUACGCCAGAGGAAUGCCACCUGAGUGGCAGAGCAGGCGGGGGUGUGGGCACCUGGACACCUGACCCCAGCCAGUGUCUACCUCCACUCUUGUGUCCCAUCUUGUCCCAACCCGAGCCUACCCACCCCAACCUGGGUGAAGACAGCCUCACCUUGUAGAAAGCCCACCUGGAAGAAGCAAGCCGCCCACAGCACCCCUGUUUCUAGUUUAAACUAAACAAGGUUUCUAUAUAGAGAAUCUGUUCCUUAGGGGUUUUGUUUUUGACUUUAAGCGUGUCAGAUAGCCCCGUGGAGUGCGGGAAUGGGGCCUUGCCCUUGGCCAUGGGGGAGAGACAAGGGUAAGCUCCGACUUCUUGGUGGAGGGAACUACCACCUGGUCCCUGUAUCAGACAGCCCAUCCCCACCAUGGACAACAUGGCUGGGCCUGCUGGGACCCCACAAAUAAAGACCUACCCCGCCA